Molecule: messenger RNA, 8635 nt
Organism: Alosa sapidissima (American shad)
Lineage: Eukaryota; Metazoa; Chordata; Actinopteri; Clupeiformes; Clupeidae
Gene: tmem102
Product: transmembrane protein 102
Exons: 4
Coding region: 3441-5057 (538 amino acids)
Source: RefSeq, a predicted model, not a curated record
GUCAGAAUAAUUUCUGAAUGGCUUGCUGGGUCAGUGUUUGCCAGUCUCACAUAACCCUCAGGGUCUUAUCCUCCGAGUCUACAGACACAAGAGUUCAUCAGAGUCACCCUCCCUUUUAGCCCGAGCCAUGUUCAGACCUAUCUGCAUUCAAAUUGAAAGUGAAAAUCCAUUGAAGCGCUAAUUCCUCAGCUCUUUUGACUGUAGGCAGUGGCGAGGAAGCUUUGAAAAUGGCUUUAUAAAUCUUCAGGGUCAAUUUGCAAGGGCAGCGUUCAUAGAAGCGAGUGGCUUGGAAGAAGAAGAAGAAGAGGAGGAAUCCUAUUUGACAGCGGCACGUAUACGCUGACGAGCUGUGAUCAUGACGACUCGUAAAAUCCUCAUUAAGGGAAGGUAGUAGCGGUGGGCAUCUUUGCUAAAUCAGCGUUUGGCAAUCAAACAGUUCCCUGAUGCCUGCCUCCAUGCCCUUGGGUAUUUCAUGCUUUAGCACUCGUUAGCGAUGCACCACCAUCAUGCCUUAAAACAAGAAGACCCCCCCCCCCCCUAACAAAAAAAGACUUCCAAAAUUAUCAUAUUCCAGUAUCAAAGAGCCAGAGUAUUUCUGCUGUUGAAGAAAAACACAAGAAUGUAGACUUUUCACAUAGGCAAAAAGCAGAGGUCUAGGAACAUGUUCAGUGACUUUUGACAAGCAAUGUAGGUGUCACAAUCACAAAUGAAUGACCAUCUUAAUCCCACCGUAUAAUCAAAUUAGAGCCCACAUGUACCACAGACUACCCACAGCAAGAAGUGCAUUGCUUGUUGUUGGAAUUGAAUUUCUUGUGUUUCUGGUUCUUUUUUAACACUCAAUUUUAAUCUUAUUCAGUAGAACGCCAGUUUUACUUGGCAGUUGUUUUUGCUUCUUCACUGUUUGCCACAGAGACCUCUGGCAACAAUACAUGAAGGCACACUACUCGCCAUGAGACAAAGCCUAUGUCUCUUCCACUCAGCAGUCUCCUGAACAUGCAGACGUAUCUAUUGAUGUUAGCAUGUGGCAACAAGCAAAACCAAUGCUGCACCGGAGUGCACUGUUUAUAACCUUAUGGUUACUCUUAGUGUUGGCUGGCUUGUGUUCGGUUUUUACCAUGCACUUCAGGUCAAUGACAGAUGUAAGUAGCCUGCUGGCCUUGAGCUUUUGUGUGUUUCUGGGCUGCCGGUCUGUCAGUCACCGCAGUGGAAAGUUGUAAAACUUGUCUUUCAAGCACACGAGAGAAAUGUGUAAUAAUGUCUCUGAUGAAUUCAGUUUCAAGUCAUUUUCCCUGUCCUUUCUUUUCAAUUUAGCAUGGAAUAUAGUGCUUUUUUGUGGUUUAUUAUUUUUCCCUUGUACCUUGCAAUUCCUUAAUUACCAUUGUUUCUCCUCACCCUGUUUAGCGUGAAUGCCUGGGCCUUAUUGAUUUAUGCUUGUGGCAUGAAUCUAACUGGAGGAGGAUCUAAAAUGAGCGCCAAUAGAGGCAUUGUGUGCAUUUAGUUGGUGGCUUUUAGAGUGGUGCUCCCAAUUUGUGUGGGUCACAAAUGAAUAUGUCUUGCCUCCACGUGAGCCUUACACAAGCUCUGCUUUCUGGCUUUCCACAAAAUGCAGACUUGAUAUGAUGCAUUAUGGAGAACAAAAAUCAGACUUUUUGCGAGAGACAGUCCUUGAAUGUAAUGAUGUGUUUAUCACUGUUGCCAUUGUCAACCCUGGCCCAUUUUGAUGGGUCUUUGACAAAUGUUGAAACAUUUUAAAAACAAUUUUAAAGACUGUGUGGGUGCCCCUUCUGUAUGCCAAAUACCAAAUGACUGCCACUGCUUCACUCAAGGCUAUAUUAGCCAUAUCAUGCAGCUAUACUAAAAGCUGCCACUUACUGCAGGAAACAUGCUGACCACAGGAGACUUUGAAUGGCAAUCAUCUAAGCAGUUAUGUUUUAUGUCAGUGCUUCAGGGCAACACUUUAUUGUGACAGUCUCACGUUUAGCAUCAGCCUGGUUUCUCCAAACUCACUCACUUGGUGAAGAGUUCUCACAAUUGGGGAAAUGUUUCCAACACUAUAGAUAAUUUGGUGAGGAGCGCAAAGGGCUGGAAGUCCUUGAGCAAGAUGGAGAUCUGUAGAAUGAGCCUCACCAUUAGGCCUAGGCUACCUACUGUACCUCCAUGAAUUCAGGUGUUAUUGUUGAAUGGCGUGUUGGUUAUCAUUUACCUCAUUCAAGUUUCUGGUGUGAUAAUUCCAUAUGUGCUUUUAUAUCAUUUGAAUCUCUUGACCCUAUGUGUUGUAAACUUUCUCUCUACCGUUCUCUCAGAUCUUCGUGCAAGCCUUGACUGACCGGCGCCACUGUGUGUUGAAUCUGCUGAUAGUUGAAAGAGGGCUGCUGGUUCACAGGAGCUUCAGCACACACACACACACACACUCCUCUCUCUUUCUCUCUCUCUCUCUCUCUCUCUCUCUCUCUCUCUCUCUCUCGCCUCUCUGCCCCUGCUCUUCUUUUGCCUGUUCCCCCCUCACCCUCACUGCACCAAUUAUGUGCACUGUCAGCUUCCCUGAUACGGCUUCAAAGGGGAGGUAUUUCAAGGUGACACCAGGGAGAGCGAGAGAGAGAGAGAGAGAGGAUGAGACUGGCAGUGGAUUGAAAGUCUUUUGAUCACACUCCUGCACCUCCUGAAGAAGAGGAGGGAAAAAUGCAGAGGUGGAGAAGAGGAAGAAUCUUAAAUGCUGUCAGAGGCCUCGUGCAAGAGAAGAAGCCUGCUGUGGUGACAGUUUGUCUCCCGAAAGACUGCUUCAACACCCCCCCCCAUUUAGAAACUGGGGGUGUCCAUCGAUUUAUAGUCAGUGUGUGGGGAUGAAUGCCAUGAUUUUAUGUCUUUGCUCUGAAUGGGGAAACACAUUCUCUAAUGAAAACAAUUGCAGUAGGCCUAUUAACUAUAAGCAAUGAAAGGGGAUUUUAUGUGUUAUCCUCAACCUGGGCUCUGUUCCAUGCAUAGCCUAACUCAUAAAACUAAAAACUAAAAAAAAACUUGGGGCUUACAGAAAUUUUGCCAUGACUUUUUUUUUGUUCAUUCAGGCCUUCAAUCAUUUUUCCACAACACAGUUUCAUUUAAGAGCUGUACUAUCUGGCAAUCUGAUUACGAAUGGUAUAGUCUAAUGCAAGACACGUUCGUAAAUCCCAGUUACAGCAGAGUAGCCUACAAUAUUAGUCCGUGGGGAUUUUAUAUGAGACAACGCGUUGUAGUUUCAAGUGUUGUGUCUACGUUACUACCGUUCCCAAGAUUCUCUGUAGGCAGUGGCACAGUGUUUCCGGAGUUUGUGUCGUUAGGGGGAAGGUGGGCGCCCGGGACCUGUUGGAAAUGACGGGACGAGAAAUCGGAUACCAGUGCGCAAAUCGAGCCGAACACCCCCGAAGAUAAGACACAACUUCAGACCAGCAGAAGGGUUAUGUCCAAUGGAGACCCUGAUGAGCGCUGUGGGCCCGCGGGGCCUGGCCCCGGCCAAGCGGGCCUCGGAGGUGGACUUCCGCUCGGGUACAGCGCUGGAGCAGCUCUCGGCCCAGGUGCAGGAGCUGGUGCAGCUGGAGCAGUGCGAGUUCGGGGACCAGACGGCCCUGGAGGUGCACACCGCCAAAGACUUCAUCUUUAACAUGCUUGGCCUGGUGCAGAAGGUGGACCAGCGUCUCCCCGUCUCUAACGAGUACCUCCUGCUGAGCGGCGGUGCUCGCGAAGGCGUCCUGGACCUCAACCCCGAGGAGCUGGGCGACUACGCCAAGGGCGUGGACUUCGACCUGGACUUCACGCUGCUGGUGCCCGCCAUCAAGCUGCACGACCGCAACCAGCCCGUCACGCUGGACAUGCGCCAGUCUGCGCCCUGCCACUCCUGGCUCAGCCUGCGCCUCUGCGACCAGGCCAUGCUGGCGCGCUGGCGCUCCUGCUGCGAGGACGAGGAGGGCGCGGGCUCGCCCGCCGACGCUGAGGACGGCUGCACCGAGAACGGGGAAACGGGCACCGGAGGAGGAGGGGGGAGAGGGGCCCUUCUGUCGCUUCAGCCGCCGUCACCGCAGAGUUUGGACGGGUGCUACUUCUCACCCACGCUGGUCGCCGACUGGUUCUGGGAGGUGGUCGGCGUGGCGGUGGAGGAGCUCAAGCGCAACCCGCAGCGGGGCAUCCCCGUUCCGGACCGCGUGGAGCGCAACGGGCCGGUGACCACGCUGGUGCUGACGGCGGGCACCAGCCGCGUCCUCUACGACCUGCUGCCCGUGGUGUCGUUCCGCGGAUGGCCCGCCGUGGCCCAAGGCUGGCUGACCACCAACCACUUCUGGGACGGCAAGAUCACAGAGGAGGAGGCCAUCAGCGGCUUCUACCUCCUGCCAUGCUGCUCGCCGCGCGGCGGCCGCCCCGACCGCGAGUGGCGGCUCGCGUUCUCCCGCAGCGAGGUGCAGCUGAAGAAGUGCGUGCCGUACCCGAUGGCGCAGGCCUUCCAGGCGGCCAAAGCCGUGCUGACGCGCUUGCUCUCGCGGCCACGCAUGGGCCUGAGCCUGUACCACCUGCGCGCGCUGCUCUUCUGGGCGUGCGACCGGCUUCCGGCGGCCUACCUGGGCUGCCCGGAGCGCGAGACGCCCGCGCGGCUCCUCCUGGGGCUGCUGGACGACCUGGCGCACUGCAUCCUGGGUAAGAACUGUCCCAACUACUUCCUGCCGCAGUGCAACAUGCUGGAGCACCUGGCGGACGGCGCCGCCCUGCUGGCGGCCCGCAAGCUGGCGCACCUCCGCUCGGACCCCGGCGAGCACCUGCGGGCUGCGCUGGAACAGGCGCGGCAGGCCAGCCGGCUCAAGAAGGAAGCCGCCGGACUCGCCACCAACGGGUAUGGCCCUGGCGGAGGCGGCCCAGGGGGGCUGUCCUCGUCCCUGGGCUCGCCCGGUGCCCACCAGCUCUCGCCACAGGAUGACAAACUGGCGCAGAGGCUCCAGCAGCUGGUCACUGAGAACCCGGGCAAGUCCAUCUCGGUGUUCCUCAACCCCGACGACGUCACGCGGCCGCACUUCCGCAUCGACGACAAGUUCUUCUGAGACCCGCAGGGGCCCAUGUGGAGGGUGACACUGGGGCUUCUGGUCAAUAAAAUGACUUAGCGAGUGGGGCAAUAGGGGCAUCUACCCUGGGCACACCCACCCUGUAGAGCACAGCGCCCCCUUGAGUCGAGAGUUUGAAGAGCUAAUGAGCUGAAGACGCUUAUGCUUAAGGCUAACCUUUAGAUAUCACACAGAGGUACACACACACACACACACACACACACACACACUACACUUUGGUGUAUAACCAAACUGAGUCAUGAAGAACUCUUCGUGAACUCUGCUUAGAAGACACUGGAAUGGAGACUCGUGGAGCUUUUCUACGCCCUGUAUGUUUGCUGUUCAGAUCUGCUGUAAGGUACCCUGGUGAGGCUGGCUUGAUUGGAGCUUUUGCGUAGAGCCUGGCUGACCUCUUCUCUUCAGUUAUUCCCUCACAAGGAGUCUGGAGAUGGCACUGAUAGAUGACAUAAAACUGCUAAAGUGCAAGCUGAAAACUAUCAUUUUUAAAGAAAACCUCAAUUGUGCGAUUGUGUGUGUGUGUGUGUGUGGGGGUCUGAGUGUGUGAGGGAGCGUGUGAGGGAACAGAAGUGUGUGUUUCCACUGUCCUGUGCACCCUGCUGUUUUCUGAAGACAAGUGACAACAUGUCGCUGAAAGGGAGCCUCUCUUUCUCUCUCUCUCUCUCUCUCUCUCCCUCUCUCUCUCUCUCUCUCUCUCUCUCUCCCCCUCUCUCUCUCUCUCUCUCUCUCUCUCUCUCUCCCUCUCUCUCUCUCUCUCCCUCUCUAUCCCUCUUUCUCUGUACUACUGAGGGCUGCUCUGCUGCCUCUUAAGUCUGUUUGUGCUUUUUCGCUCCGCUGUGAGCCGGGGCUCCUUUCACCCCGAGCUCGACAGCACAGCGUGGCACGGCGAGGAGAGGAGAGGAGGGCGGCGCGGCGCGGCGCGAGGAGGAAGAGACGCGUAGGUGGAGCUGAUGUAAGAGAAUGCAACGGGGCUCGAGGAGAAAGGAGGGCAGCGUCUUAAAAGCAGCCCGAGUCUCCCUUUCUUUUUCCUCUCCUGUCUUUUUUUCCUUCUUUUUCUUUCUCUCUCGCGUUCCAUUCUUCUUCUUCUUUUAUUCUUAGUCCGCCCCUGUUUCAACCCUUCCCAUACAGCUCUCCGUUUGACCUCCUCCUCCUCCUCCGCCCCUCCCCUUCCCUCCUUCUCAGGUAUCUAUAUAUUUUUACGAAGCCACAAGCGUACCUUUUCCCCAGCCCUGUUCCACACCCCUGGGUAGAGUCCAGGCUAUUGCUCUGACCAGCUGGUGCUCUCCUGAGUUUUCCCCAACUCCACAACACUACCUUGCCAGGCCAGCCGUACAGUACCGUACUAAAGUGUCCGUACCAUACUGUACUAUACGGUACUAUAGCAUACUGUACUACUCGCCAGCCUGCCUGCCUGCUUGUCUGACCCGUUGAGUAAGGAUGCUAACGAACGUCAUGCACCAAAGAGCCCUGGAGCCCAUUCCUCACCAGGCCCUAGUAUCACUCCUCCCCGUGUUCACCAGGCCCUAGUAUCACUCCUCCCCAUGUUCACCAGGCCUUAGUAUCACUCCUCCCCAUGUUCACCAGGCCCUAGUAUCACUCCUCCCCGUGUUCACCAGGCCCUAGUAUCACUCCUCCCCUGUGUUCACCAGGCCCUGGUAUCACUCCUCUCCUCUGUUCACCAGGCCCUAGUAUCACUCCUCCCCUGUGUUCACCAGGCCCUGGUAUCACUCCUCUCCUCUGUUCACCAGGCCCUGGUACCACUCCUCCCCUGUGUUCACCAGGCCCUGGUACCAGACUUUGCUUUUUAUUGCUGCUAGGGGCAUGAGUGCAGAGCUUUGUGGAGAGUCAUCUGCUGGACAGUCCGAACUGCUGUAAAAAAAGAGACUUUAUUUCCCAAAGGAUUUCAAGCUCUGACGCCUCAACCAUUUCAGGGCUCUGACCCAGGACUGCCAGUGUCCAAGUGUGUGUGUGUGUGUGUGUGUGUGUUUGUGUGUGACUUGGAUGGUGUUUUUUGGAUGUGUGUUUUUUUGCCAUGUCUGUUUUGCUACUUACUGCAAGCCUGGUGUCUGAAUGGUAUUUUUUUUUUAUUUUGAUUUUGAUUUUUCUGUGGUGUGUAUGCCAUUUUUGCCCUGCAUGGGGUGCACAUGUCCCUUGAAUCCCUUGAUAAGGUAGUGAGCUCAUAUUUCAAAGAGACGUUUUGAUUGUACAUGGGUCAUUUAUAGACGUCGGAAGACAAUCCCGUUGGAGGUCUGCUGUCAUGCAAGUUCGAGUUUGAACUCUGGUGACAUCUAUACACUAAAUGUGUGUGUGUGUGUGUUGGGUGGGUUAGACUAAAUGUGUGUGUGUGUGUGUGUGUGUGACUGUUGUUCGACAUGUACAGCAACUGUGUUGCGGAGUGGGCAGUGCCAUGGGGGUUGGUUGGUUUUCACUUUUGGAGAGCUGGUCACAGCAAAGGUCAAAGGUUAUCAGUAACACACUGACUGUGUCCCAACGUUUCUGUAACACUAUCGCUGCAUUUACAUAGAUAAGACGUUUAGCACAUGAACUGGGCACACUUUACUUCGAUGGUCCCCUGCAGACUCUCAGAUGCUCCAAUUAUAAACAAACACGGUGUUGACACUGCUGUAUGUUAACGUUUAACAAUGUGUGGUUAACGAUAGGGCUUGGGUUUGGUUAAGGAUGAUGUUCAGCAAUUGUUCAACAUACCGUUUUAGACGGAAGACCGAAGUUCUAUUUCAACAAACCAUCUGGAAGGUCAUUAUGUAGGUUAUGUAUUAUGUAUGUAUCCAAGUAGAAUGUUAAACUCGUGAACUUGACUAAGGAAAACAAAAACGAACACAAACGUGGAAUACUGCUAUGGCCAAAACUGAAUAAAAGUCCCACAGUGUGGCUGCGCAUGCCCUGCGGAUGUGGUAUGUGUGUUAGUGGCGUUCAGGGGAGGUGUCUGAAGAGGGGUGUUGGGGUGGGAUGGGGAUUGGGUGGUAUAGCCAUAUAAGGAGGUCCCUUGUUCAUUUCCUCUUGCAUUGGAAAAUGGCAUUUGAGUAUGUUCUGCUGUAGUGCAGUCUCAGUCUUGUUAAAACAGUGGUCAAAGCUACAAGCACAACAGAGGUGUUUAGGAACAGAGCCCAGAUCGUGUUCAGCUGUUGUUGAGUUGGAACUGUUUUGUUCCGGAACCUUCCUACUCGGCCGCGUGUCGGAAGUAGUGCGGCGCGUGUCGGAAGUAGUGCGGCGCGUGUCGGAAGUAGUGCGGCGCUCGCACUCCUCCAGGCGUGCGUCUGCCCCGUGCCGCGGUGAUUUGCCACAGCUCCGCUUAAUAGCCGCUCCGCUGACACUCCGCUAUCCCCUUAACAAGAACCUCCUCCUACUCCUCUUCCUCCUCAUCCUCCUCCUCCUCCUCCUCCUGGCGUUCCCUCACCAUUGCAGCCCAGCGUGGGUUUCUAAGUGCUUAAUGCUGCUGUAUCAGAGAACAGAGGAAGCCAACACACUGUAGGGGUCUCUUGCACAAUCACAAAGGCUGGGGGGGUGGGGGGGGGGGGGGAUAUAUGGCACUCAGAGGGUUU